AUGGCAAACUUCAAGGGCCACGCUCUCCCAGGGAGUCUCUUCCUGAUAGUAGGGCUCUGGUGGUCAGUGAAGUACCCCCUGAAGUAUUUUCAUCAAAAGGGGAAGAGGACCCUACUGACGCGUCAUUAUCAGCGUCUCGAGAUCAUUGAGGCCGCGAUCAGAACUUUAUUUCCAGUCAUUGGGAUCCUGGCAGAACAGUUUGUUCCAGAUGGGCCCCACCUCCACCUGUACUCGGACAGCCAGUGGAUAAAGCUGAUGAACUGGCAACACAGCACCAUGUACCUAUUCUUUUCGGUCUCAGGACUCACCGACAUGCUCACCUAUCUCUUCAGCCACGUUCCCUUGGGGCUCGACAGACUGGUCAUGGCUGUGGCAACAUUCAACGAAGGUUUUCUCUUCUACCACCACGUCCACAACCGGCCGCCCCUGGACCAGUACAUCCACUCCCUCCUGCUGUGUGCUGUGUUCGGAGGGGCUGUCAGCAUCUUCUUGGAGGUGAUUCUUCGAGACAACAUUGUGCUAGAACUUUUCCGAACCUCCCUCACUAUCCUUCAAGGCACCUGGUUCUGGCAGAUUGGGUUUGUGCUGUUCCCGCCCUUUGGAACACAAGAAUGGGACCAGAAUGACCACUCAAACCUCAUGUUCAUCACCAUGUGCUUCUGCUGGCACUACCUGGCUGCCCUCGGCAUUGUGGCCACCAACUACUCUCUCGUCUACUGCCUUUUGACUCGGCUAAAGAGGCACAGGGAAGGAGAAAUCAUUGGGAUUCAGCAGCUGAAGUCAGACCCCACUGCCCAGAAGGCCCUCCUGAGUGGCUCAGAUGAGGACUGAGAAGAGGCCAUUGGUCAUAAAUGGGUGGACAAGUCUCUUUGAGCAGAAACAGUGAGAGUGUCCCCAGGGGCCGUGCAUCCCCUCCGCUGCAACGCUCACGUUGGUCUGCACUUACGCCUCUCCACACCUGCACCUGCUCAUUUAAUUGGCUAGUCUGUGUGGGCGUGGUGCCCUCCAUAAAGAGAAGUGAAGCGAGCUUUCACUGUGGCUCAGAGCGAAGAGAAAUCAGAGACCCUUAAAGCUGCAGGACAGGAAGCAGCCUCACGGAGGGUAUGAAUCCAGCAAAACUCGCUGCUUUUGAUAACGUAUCCCUUUUCCUCCCAAGAAACAGGUACUUUCGUAUUAGAAAGUAAGUGAAUGACAGUGCCUUUAUUUCACAGAUGCAAUUCUAACGUGUAUUUUUUAAAAGUAUAAUUCACAAGCUUUGGUGUGUUAAACAUUACUUGUUAAAUAUCUCCUAAUUAGAAACUUCAGAGAACUGUAAUACCACUGCUGAAAGUGACAGGCCAAAGGUGAUUUUUAUUUUUUAAGUCGGGAAGUUAGUGGCCCAGCAGGGAGCUGGGCUCAGGUGUUCUGACUCCUCCUAAGAGGAUGCUGACAGGAAACCUGUAUAAUAAGGGGGAGAGAGAACUGGCAGGUUGUGGACGGCCCUGACUUUACAGCUAAACGCAAAGGGUAAGAAUCCUACAAAGAACGCAAAGUCUGAACUGGUAAUACAAGUCUUGUCACUCUA
Molecule: messenger RNA, 1564 nt
Organism: Phyllostomus discolor (pale spear-nosed bat)
Lineage: Eukaryota; Metazoa; Chordata; Mammalia; Chiroptera; Phyllostomidae
Gene: TMEM45B
Product: transmembrane protein 45B
Exons: 5
Coding region: 1-831 (276 amino acids)
Source: RefSeq, a predicted model, not a curated record